AUGGGAAUCCUCUGCGCCCCGAAGGAAAAGCAUACCAAGUAUUUCCACCAUGGCUACGUGAUGAAUACUAGCAUAAAAGUCCAGGACGACUUGGAGUUGUAUUCGUGCAAGUUUUUGCGCAAGGGGGAGAACAGAAUCGUCCGGAAGCUGCGUAAAGAAGUGUUAUUCGGAGCCACUUUCGACCACCUGUCCAAACUGAGGAUGCUCACCUAUGACAGAACGAGCAGCAUGCCUCGUUACUUGCUUAAGGUUUACAACAUGUACGAGGAUGCGGACAGUGUGCAUGUCGUGAUGGAGAGCUGCACCGGUGGAUUCCUGACGGACCAUCUCCUGGACGGCCACGUCAUCAGCGAACGCCUCCUGGCAGAAUGGUUCUACCAAAUCAUAACUGCCAUGUCCUUCCUGGAGGAACAAAAUAUUCAGCAUCAAAAUUUAAAUGGCUACUGUAUCUACUUGAAGGACCAAAAAUGGGACGAAGUGAGAGUCAGCCUUUUAAGCAAAAAUAAAAAAUACGACAACAUAGACAGCAAGGGAGAUUUGUAUGGAUUAUAUUUUAUCAGAUCUUUACAGGAAAUAAAAAAAUUAAAUCACGACAAGAAUAACACUUGGUACAUUGGUGUCUUACUCUACUUUAUGUUGACCGGUUCAUUUCCAUUCUUUAGCAAAGACGCUUUGGAAACUUAUUCCAACAUUGCACACGAGGAAGUUUCCUUGGGCCAUUUGAAAACACAGUAUAGAAAACUGGAGAGCCCCAUUUUCGACUUCAUAAAGCAGUGCCUGGAGAAGGACUACGACUUGCGUCCAUCGCUCCGCCAGCUCGCGCAGCAUCCAUGGAUACGGGAUCGGGACAAUCUCCCCUUGCACAACAUCGUGGACGAGAAGACGCGCAAGGAGGCCCGAGAGCUAAUCUACUCCCUUGAAAACGGGAUCCUCAAAACGGAGGAGGACUACGACGAGGAUGAGAUGAAUAAGAGCUGGUGA
This is a messenger RNA of Plasmodium coatneyi, 981 nucleotides long. Its product is annotated as CAMK protein kinase. Gene Ontology annotation, molecular function: calmodulin binding; calcium-dependent protein serine/threonine kinase activity; ATP binding. The transcript is spliced from 4 exons. NCBI's taxonomy places the organism in Eukaryota, Apicomplexa, Aconoidasida, Haemosporida, Plasmodiidae. Bases 1 to 981 code for a protein of 326 amino acids. The record is from RefSeq and is a predicted model, not a curated record. Gene Ontology annotation, biological process: peptidyl-serine phosphorylation; protein autophosphorylation; intracellular signal transduction. Gene Ontology annotation, cellular component: nucleus; cytoplasm.